Molecule: messenger RNA, 1161 nt
Organism: Triticum dicoccoides
Lineage: Eukaryota; Viridiplantae; Streptophyta; Magnoliopsida; Poales; Poaceae
Exons: 6
Coding region: 1-918 (305 amino acids)
Source: RefSeq, a predicted model, not a curated record
AUGCCGACGAUCUCCAUGCCCGGCUCCGGCACGAUUGGCGGCAACUGCGGGUCUGCCUCCUCCGACGUCUUCGGCUGCUCUGCUCCGGCCUCCUCCGCCUCUAUCUCCGCAUCGAGUUCGGCGAAGAGCGUGUCGGAGCGGGUGAGGAAGAAGGCAGCGCAAGCCCUCCUCCUCCUCCUGCCACGCCGGCGAGCAAGGAGCAGCCGCGCGACCUCUCCGCCGCGGCGGCCUCCAGGGUCACUACGAGAUGAAGCCGUCCUCCUACCCCGGUGUGGCUGGUGGGACAGCAGCUUGGAUGGUGAUGCUCCCUCCGCAUAUGCCUCGGUCUCAGGUUGCAAUGCCACCGAGCUGGCCAUCGCAAUCUCCAUGGUUGGCUGUCUCUGUUCGGUGGUCGACGAACCGAUGAUCGCUGAUUCCGGCACCACCUCCAGGGCCUUGUUUCGUCUUUAUCUGGGGUGUGGAGGUAAGAGACGUUCCGGGGACAAGCCCUACGAAAGCUGUGAUGAUUUCUCUGGGAGAUCUGCCCCAUCCCUGCCCGCCAGUCCGCCUCCUCCGAUGCCAAAGGACAUGAAUUCUGCUCCAACCAAUGACCAUGAAAGGCUGCAGAUCGAGAUAUCAACAGAGGUUGGUGCGUGGCUAUGCGCGGUGCUGUUCUUAAUCGGCGUGGGUUACAAGGUUUACAAGUGGUUCAAACAUGGAAGAACUGCCACAGUUAACAGGAGGACUCUGCCAGCGGUGAACAAUGUCUCAAUCAGAGAUCCCUCUCCAGUGAACAACAGCAAUGGCCAGAGGUCAGAGGGGAACAGCACUGCACAAGGAACCCCCCCGGAUGGAACUGAACUGGCUGCGAUGACUCCGAGUGGACCAACCCAGCAGGAAGACAAGUCAUCUGUGCUUGCGUUGGCGAUCAGCACCUGAUCACUGGAUGAUGAGAACAUAAGCAAGUUUGAGUAGAAGAGAAGACAAAUGGUGUGGCAGAUGAAGAUCGAUGGAAAAGCUACUUUGCAAGAUUUCGAAUCGUCCGAAGCUGCUUUACCUUUCUGUUUAUCAUAUAAAAACAAUUUCAGGGACUAAUUAUGAAGUUUAGUUUGAAGUGUACUAGAAUUCUGAGUUUGUAUCCAGAGGUUAAUAUGCAUUUUAAAAAUGUGUAAUGUUGUUAAA